AAAUCAAUGUAAGCAGUGAAAGAAAGGACAGGGCGAUGUGUUCUUUGUUUGUUCUCACUCUUCCUUCUGGGUUUGGCUGCUGUAUCUUGAGAUUCUAUUCUCUCUCUCUCUCUCUCCCUAGGUAAGAAAGUAAACAAAGAAAGAUGCUAGAAAACCUUCAGCCACCGGAUUCUGCUGCUGCUGCUGCUGCUGCCACUGUGGUCAAGCGCUAUGCUCCACCCAAUCAGAGGAACCGUUCUACCAACAACAGGCGCAAAUCAUCUUCAUCUGAUCGGCUUGAUCGAACAAACAGUGCUGGUAGUGAUUUAGAAAAGAAUCAACUUGCUUUUUCAAGAAACAUUCAAGUUCCAGAUCGUGGAGAUGCUAGCAGCAGUUAUAUUCUCAAUGAGAACCAUUAUUCAAGAUUAAUUGCUUUAGAAGGUUGUAGUACCAGUGCAGCUUCCCAGCUUCUCAGUCAUCGCUGGACAGCUGCAAUACAAUCCUACAAUAAUCCCAAAGAUUCAUCUGAAAAACCAGUUAUGUAUUCUGGUGGGACAUCAGUUUGGACUCAGUUCAGACUCCCUCAUCAGAUCAUGUCACCGGCUACGAGUGUUUCCUCUUCUGUGUCACAGCUGGACUUCCUGGGAGAACUUCGUCGACAGAUGCACAGUGGCAAUCCUAGUUUCAGCACAUGAUGGAUGACAUGAAUUUUAUAAUGAAGCUCUUGUCUGUUUGUGAUUUUAUAAUCAAGUUCUUUUCAAAGCCGAAUGCUUUAAGAAUACUUUACUUGACUACCUGUUUGUGAUUUUGCAAUGUUGGUAUGUCAAACUCGCUAUGCAAUAUAUGCAAGACAAAAUCAACAUAUGUGCGAUGCCUGUGCAGGUGUUAAUUGGGAUGUCUUACAUUUAGGAUUCAUAUUCAAGGACAUCUUACUCUAUAUGACUAUACUUGUUGAGUACUACUACUACUAGUGCUUGUUUUCAUAAUUUUAA
This is a messenger RNA of Trifolium pratense (red clover), 971 nucleotides long. RefSeq lists its product as uncharacterized. Bases 144 to 674 code for a protein of 176 amino acids. NCBI's taxonomy places the organism in Eukaryota, Viridiplantae, Streptophyta, Magnoliopsida, Fabales, Fabaceae. The transcript has 6 exons. The record is from RefSeq and is a predicted model, not a curated record.